ACCUUCCCUUACUCUCGUGCUCUGCACCCAGACAGCCUGUUGAGAAAUAUCUCUUGACUUUAUUGCGGAACAUUUUGAAUCCACGAAAAUCUGAGGGAAGAGCUGCGGUGUUGAGCCUGAGAGAGGCUUGUUCAUUUGGAUGUGAGCUGGAUUCAUAACGAUCCUGUUAGUUUGUGGUGUGGUUUGCAUUAGACACCGAUGGAUGUACUAAAGGCUGUGCUCGUUUGCUUAUCGGAUAAUUGUUUUGACCUUAGAAACUCGCACCAAAAGCAAAUUCUAUAUGCAGUUAAAGAAAGAUAAAUCAUGUGCAGAACCAUGGCGGAACGAGUGCUCGUAAUUGGCAGUGGAGGGCGGGAGCAUACCCUGGCCUGGAAGCUGGCUCAGUCCCCACAUGUUCUGCAGGUACUGGUUGCGCCGGGCAAUGCGGGGACGGCAGGAAUUGGCAAAAUCUCCAAUUCGGCCGUCUCUGUCAGCAAUCAUGCCAUUCUUGCCCAGUACUGCAAAGAUCACAACAUUGGUUUGGUGGUGGUGGGUCCAGAGGCUCCCCUCGCUGCAGGGAUCGUGGAUGACCUGACGGCUGCUGGAGUGAAAUGUUUUGGUCCUUCGGCAAAGGCAGCACAGCUGGAAGCAAGUAAACAGUUUGCCAAAGACUUCAUGGAUCGUCACAGUAUCCCCACUGCCAGAUGGAAAGCUUUUACUAACCCGCAGGAAGCCUGCAGCUUCAUCCAGAGUGCUGACUUCUCCGCAUUGGUAGUAAAAGCGAGUGGUUUAGCAGCUGGUAAAGGGGUUAUUGUUGCUGCUGACAAAGCGGAGGCAUGCAAAGCAGUUCAAGACAUCCUGCAGGAUAAGGCCUUCGGGGCUGCUGGAGAAACUAUAGUCGUGGAAGAACUACUGGAGGGAGAAGAAAUCUCGUGCCUGUGCUUCACUGAUGGGAUUACAGUUGCCUGUAUGCCACCUGCUCAAGACCACAAACGCUUGCUGGAUGGAGACCAGGGGCCAAACACUGGUGGAAUGGGUGCUUACUGUCCAGCUCCUCAGGUUUCUAAAGAUGUCCUUCAAAAGAUCAAAGAGAAUGUGCUUCAGAAGUCAAUAGAUGGGAUGAGACAAGAGGGAACUCCAUAUGUUGGGGUACUGUAUGCUGGGCUGAUGCUAACCCGAGACGGGCCUAAGGUGUUGGAAUUCAAUUGUCGUUUUGGUGAUCCAGAAUGUCAGGUCAUUCUUCCCUUGUUACGGAGUGAUUUGUAUGAAGUAGUGAAAGCGACUGUGGAUGGCAAUCUUGCCAAUGCCAUACCCUCAUGGCUGGAUACUAGUGUGGCUGUGACUGUGGUUCUGGCCAGCGGUGGAUACCCAGGCAACUAUGCAAAGGACCAGGAGAUCACAGGUGUGUCUGUGGCUAAGGAUGCGGGUCUGCAAGUCUUUCAUGCGGGCACUGCUCUGAAGGGCGGAAAGGUGGUGACGAGCGGUGGUCGGGUCCUUGCAGUGACUGCUGUGGAUAAGGAUUUGAUCUGUGCAGUUGAACAAGCCAAUUCAGGGGCAGCGAUCAUUCAGUUCCAGGGAGCUGUGUCCAGAAAGGAUAUUGCACAUCGAGCCAUUGCAUUCCUAAAACAGUCCAGCAGAAGCCUGACGUAUAAAGACAGUGGAGUAGAUAUUGCAGCUGGGAAUGCUCUUGUCCAUUCAAUUAAACCACUCGCUGCUUCUACCCGCAGACCUGGGUGCAAUGCUGAGCUCGGAGGAUUCGCAGGUUUGUUCGACUUGAAGGCAGCUGGAUAUUCUGACCCCAUUCUUGUCUCUGGAUCUGACGGAGUUGGAACCAAACUGAAGAUUGCUCAAAUGUGCAAUAACCAUAGCACAUUGGGCCAAGACCUGGUGGCAAUGUGCGUCAACGAUAUCCUGGCGCAAGGGGCCGAACCGCUCUUCCUCCUGGACUACUUCGCCUGCGGAAAGCUAGACGUGGAUGUGGCCCAUGUGGUAAUUGGUGGCAUUGCCGAGGCCUGUAAGAUGGCAGGAUGUGCAUUGCUAGGGGGAGAGACUGCCGAGAUGCCUGGGCUGUACGCUCCAGGAGACUACGAUCUGGCUGGCUUUGCCGUCGGUGCAGUGGAACGCGGGCAGAUGUUCCCACAACUGGAGGCGAUCUGUGCUGGUGACGUUAUCAUUGGCGUCGCGUCAUCUGGUCUCCACAGCAAUGGCUUCAGCCUUGUGCGGAGGAUUCUGGAGAAAUCCUCUUUGCAGUGUUCAUCUCCAGCGCCUUGCGGACCAACUACACAGACACUUGGGGAAUUGCUUCUGACGCCGACCAGAAUCUAUGUCAAAGCUUUGCUGCCUAUCCUUCGCUCGGGACAUGUGAGAGCCUACGCUCACAUCACCGGAGGAGGGCUGUUAGAGAAUAUUCCCAGAGCUCUACCAGGAAAUCUUGGUGUAGAAUUGGAUGGGUCGUGUUGGAAGAUUCCGGAAAUAUUUUCGUGGCUACAGAAAGAAGGUAAUCUCUCCGAAGACGAGAUGGCACGCACGUUUAACUGUGGGAUCGGAGCCGUGCUGGUGGUGGACAAGGAGAAAGCGCAAGAUGUGUUGCAAUGUGUACAACACCAUGAGGAGGCUUGGAUCAUUGGAAAUGUCAUGCAAUAUAAACCAGGCUUUGAAAAGGUAACUGUCAGAAAUCUGAUGCAAACGCAGUGUUUGCACAAGCAGCCUUCGUGCAAUGCCAUGGGUGAUGUCUCCCCACAGGAUCACUGUCGCACCAAGAAAAUGCGAGUUGGCGUCCUCAUCUCUGGGACAGGGACGAACCUUCAAGCCCUGAUUGAAUACACAAAGGAUCCUAUUAGUCGUGCAGAGAUCGUCAUUGUUAUCUCAAACAAAGCUGGUGUUGAGGGACUGAAGAAAGCUUCCCUGGCUGGCAUUGCUACAAGGGUGAUUGACCAUAAACUGUAUGGAAGCCGUUCCGAAUUUGACAGCACUAUGGAUAAGGUACUGGAGGAGUUCUCGGUGGAACUGAUCUGUCUGGCAGGGUUUAUGAGGAUCCUUUCUGGUCCUUUUGUCAAGAAAUGGAACGGAAAAUUGCUGAAUGUCCAUCCAUCCCUGUUGCCUUCUUUUAAAGGAGUCAAUGCACACAAGCAAGUGCUGCAAGCUGGAGUUCAAGUGUCCGGUUGCACUGUGCAUUUUGUAGCUGAGGAUGUUGAUGCUGGAGCCAUUCUUGUACAGAAGGUGGUCCCAGUAAAAGUGGGAGACACGGAAGAAACGCUAUCCGAAAGAGUGAAGGCAGUAGAGCACAAGGCAUACCCUGCUGCCCUCCAUCUGCUGGCCAGUGGGGCUGUACGUUUAGGGGACGAAGGCAAAAUCUGCUGGAACCUGCAGAAUUGUAGUUGAAAUUAUGUGGCAAACCUUUGUAUUUUUAAAAAAAGAUAAAAUAAGCUUGAGACAAAGAAUAUUUUACACCUGACCGUACUCGCAUUUUUUCGGGCUUUGUGGCAACAACACGGUGGGAUUUUCAGUAUUCAUAAACUGGAUUCGUCAAAAAAGUUUAUCGAAAUUCUUGCAAAUCCCAAGUGGGAAAAGUUUGCUAAAAGGCUGGGAGCGAAAAUAUUGGUGGGAAAUGGUGUUUCACCAACUGGCUGCUUUGUUUUAGACUUUGCCAAUUUGGGAUUUGCUGGCCACAAAUUUUGUAAACCCAUCAGUUUUGUGAAUAUUGUAAAUUGUAACCCCGUAUUGUGAAAAGUCUCACCUGACUCAUAUGUAACUUAAUCUACAUUUAAAUUUGUAGAUUAGGUUACAUAUGACUGUUUGUGGAACACUGCUGUGCACAAUUGUCUGCCACGUUUCCACAAUACAGUCAAGUCACUUUACAGUAUUUUCUGUGAGGGGUCUUGGAAGAUGUGAUAAGGCGCUAUAUCAAAUGCAAGGAUUAUUAUAAACCGAAUGAGUAGUCCCCUCCUUAAUGCUCCCUCCUUCCUCUCCGAUCAAAUUAGAAUGUAAUAAUUACUAUUGUUACAUGUUUAUUGUUCCUCAAACUAAAGCGAUCUGUAUGAUGCCCACAUAGUGUAUGAAAGUCAUAACUGCUUCAUGGAACUAGAAUUUUUUUCAAUACAUUCUGAUUUAUUAACACAUUUUUACAUAGAAUAAAACUCCAGGCAAAAUUUUGGAGAAAAUGAAACAGGCAAGCAUUUUUUUUGUUAUUGCAGGUCAUUGCAUUCAUUAGGAUUCUUCAAGGCAUCCACAUUUCAGAGAAACUAGUUUUAAUUCUGAACCGUCGAGAAAUAAAUUGAUCGGGAAUUAUUUCUCACAUUAAAGGAAUCAAGUUUA
This is a messenger RNA of Callorhinchus milii (elephant shark), 4293 nucleotides long. RefSeq names its product phosphoribosylglycinamide formyltransferase (gene gart). The record is from RefSeq and is a predicted model, not a curated record. The transcript has 22 exons. Gene Ontology annotation, biological process: 'de novo' IMP biosynthetic process; adenine biosynthetic process. Gene Ontology annotation, cellular component: cytosol. NCBI's taxonomy places the organism in Eukaryota, Metazoa, Chordata, Chondrichthyes, Chimaeriformes, Callorhinchidae. The coding region runs from base 304 to 3360 and encodes 1018 amino acids. Gene Ontology annotation, molecular function: ATP binding; phosphoribosylglycinamide formyltransferase activity; metal ion binding.